Messenger RNA from Saccoglossus kowalevskii, 3587 nucleotides. RefSeq names its product semaphorin II-like protein. The record is from RefSeq and is marked provisional. Gene Ontology annotation, biological process: axon guidance; positive regulation of cell migration; neural crest cell migration. Gene Ontology annotation, cellular component: plasma membrane. NCBI's taxonomy places the organism in Eukaryota, Metazoa, Hemichordata, Enteropneusta, Harrimaniidae. Gene Ontology annotation, molecular function: semaphorin receptor binding; chemorepellent activity.
CAACCCUGGUAUCAACGGUCUUACUCUGUAGCCAUGUUGUGCUUGAUUUACUGCAGAUAUUCUCCAAAAUUGAACUAUGUAACCUCUUAUACGUAGAAUAGUGCAUAACAGCUGCAUGCAUGUUUAGAAAUUGAUAGGUUUAACUAAAUCAAAGAAGAAAAAUGAUUUUUACAUGUCUAGUGUUACUUAUUAUUUUUAUGUGUGUCUGUCUUCAAGCAAGUUAUUUACCAGACGAUCAAGUGCCUAAGUCACAUGCAACAAUAUAUCCUAAUGUAGUUCACAGUGGAAAUAUCACUUUAUCAAAAGUAUUAGAUAAUCGGUAUCUUUAUGUUGGUUCUGUGGAUCGCUUCUUUUUACGUGACAUGGAAAGUGACUUUGAAUUGAAGGCAGACAUCCCAUGGCAACCAGAUGAUUCAGAUCGUGACUUUUGUAAACUGAUGCAUGUGGACACAGAAUGUCAUAAUUUUAUUAAAGUUAUUGAAAAGAAUGAUGAAAAUGACAAAUUGUUAGUAUGUGGUACGAAUGCCUAUGUACCAAGCUGUCGAUACUAUGAUGAUUAUACAAUUCAAAAUACUGAAGAGUUUGGAGUGACAACAGGAUUAUACAAAUCACCGAAUCAUCCUGGUCCACUCAACACCGCAAUAUUUGCAAAUGCAAUCCCAGGGUCUGCUAUAUGUGCCUAUAAUUUGACUGACGUCAAUGCUGUUUUCAAUGGUGGAUUUUUGGCAAAAGAUUCUGCAAAACAUGCAUGGUUACCUGUAGAGGACGAUAUUGUUCCUGACCCAAGACCAGGAACGUGCGUUGACGACUCAACUAGUCACAGCUACAAUGAUCUACUAUUUUUCAAGUCACACACAUUGAUGUCAGAUACUCUCCCACCAGAACAUAGAACAGUUGUUGGAGUAGAAAAUGACUAUAGUGUUGUUGAAGGCAUUGCAAUUGCUGGUUGGGUUGUAGCUGCUGUUCUUGGUAUAUUUAUUAUUGGUUAUUUCUGUGUGGCUAGGGUUAGAAAGUCUGAACGUGGCAUCUGUUGCCGACGAGGACGAUUGGAUGUCAGUACACGACAAACUGAAGAAGGCAUGAAGUCCCCACUACCAGCAACCACUACUCCCGUGGUUCCAAUAGCUCCAGUUACACCCGUGGUCACUCCCGUGGUCACACCCACAACCAUCGAUUCUGAAAACACUAAAAAUACUCAACAAGAGACACCAUUGAGGCGAGAGAAACCACCAGUGCCACAGAAACCCAAGAAUUAUGCUGCUUCUAUCAACGACAGGCGGGCAGUUAAUGAUCAGAGAGCGUCCUCACUGUCACAGAACAGGCGAUCACAACCACAUGACAGUUUUAAAGAUGUUAGUGGGGAACUUAAAAAUAUGUUUAUUCACAGUAAUGGCAGUCAUACACAGCAACAAGGUAUUGGACCAACAAGAGGUGGUAAAGUAGCACACGUAUGAGAUCAGAAAUAAACACAAUGCUGACAUGAUGAAAUCUGGAAGAUGUAAAUGAUGUUCAACACUGCCAACUUGUUAUUUUUGUCCGUCAAUGUUUGCACUUAAUAAAUCAUAAUCAAGAGGAUGAGCAGUUAAUAUUCAGCCAUGACUAGACUUAAUAUCAGACAGCUGAUAAGUACUGGUACGAGUUGAUUGUAAAUAUGACAAAAAUGUACAAGAUUGAUUGUGGUGUCUGGUACAAAUGUGUUUUCUCAUCACGAUUAUGAGUAUGGAGCGCUUCGUGUUAUGUGUGAUGCUGCAGAAUAAACAUGAGGUGUUUGUUAUUUAAACAGAUUUCUAUAUGAAGGAACAUAAAGUAAGUUAUAACACUGAACAUGUAUGAUAUAGAAUAUUUCAUAAUAUUGGUCCCACUCGCAGUAUGUAAAGACUUUUACGACAAAACAUAUGAAGUAAAGUGACAUGAAUUAUGUGAACAUAUUCUUUCCAGUCACAGCAUGUAUGAAAACUUUUAUAUUCAAGGCGCCAUAGAUCUAAAUAAACAGAUCCAUAUCAACAAUACUACACAAGACAUGGAAAAACUUGCACAGUAUGUGAAGUGAACAGAUUCUUGCACUAGGAAAUGUGGAUGUGGCAUGCUACAAAAAGCUCAACGUGAAAUUAUUGUGUACCGGUAAUCUAAAUCAUGUGAACUAAUUAAUUGAUGUCAAAUUUGAACUUGACCAUGUAUGGGGUUUGCAGUAUCUUGCCAUGAAACUGCUGACUCAUUGGUCGCUCUGGUCUGUUGUGUUAACAUGUGAUCUAUGUAUAAAUCUGUACAUAUUUACUUUGUGUGAUAUUUUUUAAUGAUUUCUUGUAUAAAUAAGUGAAUGUGUUUUUUUGUAACUGUCCAAGAUUUUAGUGUGUCGCGUAGUUAAUACUUGUGUGCUUGGUUGGAGUUAUGAAAAUUCUGUUUUUGUUGAGCAUAUCUGUGGUGCUGUAUCCAACUAUUUGUAGUCGUAUUGUAUGAUUGCAAGCAAUGCAGUUUGUUAUGAUGCAAAUUGUGUGUAGUCGAGUAUCUGUUAUCGUUUUAUAUCAACACUGACACUGUCUAUUGCAGCUGAGUUCUUGUACAUGAAAAAAUGAACACUGCCAAAAAUUAUGUUUUCCAGUAUUAGAACUCGAGUGCAGGUACCAGUAUUUCAUAGUAGAUGUUAACACUGCUUCCAUGUAAUAUAUUAAUUUACCUGCUAUGCAAGGUAUUUAUUUUGGGGAAUAAUUCAAUGAUACUAAAUUAAUCCAAUGUUCCAACACUGAUCGCAUGAAAUCUGCAAAAAAUAUUUCAAUAAUUACAGAAUCAGAAUUUUAUUAAUGAUUAAUCAUAACUGCUAAUCUCAGAAAAUUAUGUAAGGUACUAUCUUUAUCCAAUGAAAUGUACGUACUUAAGCUUUUUUUUUAUUUUUUAGAUUGUAUAUAUUUUUUUUAAUAAAACUGAGAAAAGCGUGUAAAUUGGCUGCAUUUUAACCUCAAAGUAAAACAAUUCUCAGUAUCGCAAACACAAAGUGUGCACAUCUUUGGAACGUUUCUCCAUGUUUCGCAUUGCGUCAUGGGAAAAGGUCGACAUAGACAUUUGCAUACCACAAUUAAAGAACUGAUUGAUGUCCUACCUAGUAUGUUUUAUCAGGUAUAAACUCGUUAGAGGUUGUCCAAAAUAUGGUGAAUUAUUUGAAUAAGUGCAAAUGUUAAUCUUAUUAUAACUUAGAGUUCCACUCGGUUUAGUCAUUAAAGAAUGUAAAAUGAAAAUAGGCUCAUCGUAGUAUAAGACACAAUAAUUGUGGACAGAAAAAUGAAUUGGUAUGAACUGACAUUGUAUUCAAGGUACUGAGAAUUACCAGUUGGUGUCUGUCUCAAGUGAGAAGUAACCCGAUGGCCCAGGAGAUAUGGUUAGUUUAGAUUUUGACAAUCUGGCUCUUAAUUGUUUAAACAACAACAUUUAGAUGGGGAAAGUGGGAACAAAUAUUUCAUGGGAAUUUAUUUUUUUAUGGACUUACAUGAACUUUUUUUUGCUUUUUGGAUGAUUUUUUAAAGACCUUGCACAAUAAUGUAUUAAAUUAGUGUUAUAGUGACAGUAAUAAAGUGAAUAUCUUGACUCGUAUGGAU